This is a messenger RNA of Hemibagrus wyckioides, 4692 nucleotides long. It is a transcript of the gene slc7a8a, whose product is annotated as solute carrier family 7 member 8a. Lineage: Eukaryota; Metazoa; Chordata; Actinopteri; Siluriformes; Bagridae. The record is from RefSeq and is a predicted model, not a curated record. Gene Ontology annotation, biological process: amino acid transmembrane transport; neutral amino acid transport. Gene Ontology annotation, molecular function: neutral L-amino acid transmembrane transporter activity; L-amino acid transmembrane transporter activity. Bases 302 to 1894 code for a protein of 530 amino acids. The transcript is spliced from 12 exons. Gene Ontology annotation, cellular component: membrane.
CAUCAUCCUCCUCCUCCUCCUCAUCUUCAGUGCUAUUGCAUCAGGGCAGUGUGAGAGAAUUCCCUCUGGCUGGAGGAUGCGCUUUGGAUACCGCACCUGAAAACAAGGAAGCGUUUAUCUCAAUAAGGACAGGAAGGACAGGUCUACAUGAGGCGGUGGAAGAAGCUGUAAUUUAAAAACAUAGAUAUUUUUGUGGAGUCUCAGGGCUGCAAAUCACACUGUGCACACGAAACCAGCAGACAUCACCAACACAGCCUUCUCCAAGCGCUUUCUCUACUUAGUGCCAUAGACAGGAGUGGACAUGACGGACGGUCCGAGACAUCGAGGAAGCGCUGCUUCUGGAGGCGGUGAAGAAGCGGCACAAGCCGGGAAAGCAGAAGGACAAUCAUCCGUGGCUCUGAAGAAGGAGAUCGGGCUUGUGAGCGCCUGCGGGAUUAUUAUCGGUAACAUCAUAGGCUCGGGGAUCUUCGUCAGUCCUAAGGGUGUGCUGGAGAAUGCUAGCUCCGUGGGCUUAGCGCUCAUCGUCUGGAUCAUUACAGGCGUCAUCACUGCUAUCGGUGCUCUCUGCUAUGCUGAACUGGGGGUCACCAUCCCUAAGUCUGGUGGUGACUAUUCUUAUGUCAAGGACAUCUUCGGUGGACUGGCAGGAUUCUUGAGAUUAUGGAUUGCCGUUUUGGUGAUCUACCCCACAAACCAAGCAGUCAUCGCUCUCACCUUCUCCAACUAUGUUCUCCAGCCUCUCUUCCCCACCUGCUUCCCACCAGAGAACGGUCUUCGCCUACUCGCAGCCAUUUGUCUCUUGCUGCUGACUUGGGUGAACUGUUCGAGUGUGCGCUGGGCCACUCGUGUACAGGACGUGUUCACGGCUGGGAAACUUCUGGCCCUCAUCCUUAUCAUCAUCAUGGGUAUUGUGCAGAUCUGCAAAGGCGACUAUUAUUGGCUGGAGCCAGCCAAUGCCUUCGAGCCGUUCCAGGACUAUGAUGUGGGUCUGAUAGCUCUAGCAUUUCUGCAAGGCUCUUUUGCUUAUGGAGGAUGGAACUUCCUUAACUAUGUGACAGAAGAGCUGGUCGAUCCCUAUGUAAACCUGCCUCGUGCAAUCUUCAUCUCCAUCCCUCUGGUGACUUUUGUUUAUGUGUUUGCUAACAUUGCCUACGUCACCGCCAUGAGCCCUCAGGAGCUGCUGGCCUCCAACGCUGUUGCUGUGACGUUUGGUGAGAAGCUGUUGGGAGUGAUGUCAUGGAUCAUGCCCAUCUCGGUGGCUCUGUCCACCUUUGGGGGGGUCAACGGCUCCCUCUUCACCUCCUCUCGGUUGUUCUUCGCCGGUGCUAGAGAGGGCCAUCUCCCCAGCCUGCUAGCUAUGAUCCAUGUGAAGCGCUGUACACCUAUUCCUGCUCUGCUCUUUACUUGCAUCUCGACCCUUCUGAUGCUGUGCACUAGUGAUAUGUACACACUUAUCAACUAUGUAGGCUUCAUCAACUACCUCUUCUAUGGUGUCACAGUCGCCGGGCAGAUUGUCCUGCGCAUCAAACAGCCUGAUAUGCCACGACCAAUUAAAAUCAGCCUCGUGUGGCCAGUGAUCUAUCUGCUGUUCUGGGCCUUCCUGCUGAUCUUCUCUCUGUACUCUGAGCCUGUGGUUUGUGGCAUCGGUCUGGCUAUUAUGCUCACUGGAGUGCCUGUUUACUUCCUGGGUGUCUACUGGGACAACAAACCCCAGUGUUUCAACACAUUUGUUGAUAAGAUGACAUACCUGGGCCAGAAGUUCUGUGUGGUGGUCUAUCCAGCAGAGGACGAGAAACCCGAAGAGGGAAGCGGAGGAGAAGGGAUCGAGAUGAGGGAAGAGGCUGCUCCUCUGUCUGCAGCGAACAGUGCAACACCAAACUCGGCCGAUUGCUGAACACUAGAAUGCAGACACACACACACACAUGCAGUCAAAUGCAGGCUGCAUGACUGACACAGAUCCACACUGGUAAAAUGGGUGCGAACUCAUAAAGCACACACUAGUACGCCUUUUUCGAUUGCUGCAUCUGCCUUUGCCUCUGCAGGGUUAUCAUUUUUGCAAGUGAGGUAGACUGAGGUAGAGGUGAGAGAGGACACAGGUGAGGAUGGGUAAAGGAGCUGGAUGCUGUUCCAGUCCUCUUUUUAACCUCGACACCUCAACAUGGCCGCUAUGCUGCAGCGGCUUCCGUAAAGAAUCCAGCUAGGUUUCUUUUCCAUCACUCGUGUCUACGUCCUGUUUUACAACUUGGGAUCGAUCAUAAACCAUCAAAACUGAAUGUACAGAAGACACUGCUAUUUUAGUAAUGUCUGAUUUGUAAUACAGAAAUAAAUCCACCCUCUUCGUUGAUGUCUAGAUCUAACUAAACUAAAAUUAUUCUAACAUCCACGGUUUAGAAUUGGACCUCUCAUUCUCUGACCUCAAGUACUCCUCCACCUUUUCUUACUACACACAGAGUCUGUGGAAAUGUACUGUUUCCACACACACACACACACACACACACACACACACUAUAAAUGUAUGUUUGUAUAUGCCACAACCUUGAUGAACAGUGUCUGCUUAGUGCAGUAUUAGUCUUUCAUUACCUACAACAUCAUCUUUAUUCAAUCAUCUUUAUUGUAGUAUGAACAUACCAAAGUGUUUUGAUUCCAAUACUUCAUAGUAGAUUCAGCUGCACCAAUACACUAAGAACUGUUUUUGAUUUUUCCUUGUUUUGUUUUUUUUUUUUGUUUUUUUUUGUGUUCCCAAAAUUCCCCCAAUUUUUUUUUUACCCUUGAUUGUUUAUUUUUUAUGAUGUUUUUGUCAUUCUUAGUACUGUUGUUAUUACUUUGUGUGUUUUUCAUUCAAUGCUUUUCUUGGUUUUCUUUCUCUUCUUUUUUUUUAUCCAAUUGAACUCUGGGAUUUUCUUUUUUUUUUUAAAGCUUGAGAUAAGUGUCUAUAAAAUAUAUAUUUAAGAACCACAUUUUUAGGUUCAGAGUAGUUUUCUACCAGAGACUUUAUCUGGUGUGAGUUCAAGUCUAACGCUUUUAAAUUGCCUUAAUUAUAAUAAAAUUAUAAUAUAAUACUUAGGUAAAAUGCCUGUAUUUAGGCAUUCAUUUAAUCACUUUUUUUUUUUUUAUCACCAUUAAACAAUCUUUUUUCUUUUUUUUUUGCAGAUUUUUUGUGAAAACAGUUUACGAAAAACAAAAAAAGUCUGAAAUUCUAUGCUGGCUGCUGACUUGCGUAAUAGAAUGAACUAAAUUAAUAACAACACAUGAUUUUACUGCUGAUUUCCUGCUCUAUUCACACACCGUGAAGGCACAACCUAAACACUCGCAUGCAUGUGUUCAAAUGUAAAUUAAAUGAACUACAUACAUUUUAAAUCAUUUCAUGUCAGUGAAAGGUUUUUAUAAGUAGUUUGUCUUUAGUUUUUCUCUUUUUUUUUUUUCGAAAAAAGGAAAAGGACAGGAGUAAGGGAGUGCUUUAUUUUUGUUCUUGAAGUGAACGUGGAAAAGACACGAAUAUGUAAAAACAAAAAAAGUUGAGUACUUGAGUACAAAAAAAUGUAUUCAGAGUCAGAGAAAACACUUGCUAUUAAUAUUCAUAUUACUCGAAAAUAAUGUAGAUGUAUUAUAAGUGUUAACGUGGGUGCAAUAACCUGACUAACUUAAACUGACCAAACCAGCCCUUUUCUGUACUCUAUGUCUAAUAUAGUGUCACAUUCUAUCUGUGCUGCCACUGUAAAUAAAUAAAUGAAGGUAUACACAGCUGACUGUGCUCAUAUUGUCCAUAGUUGCUAUUGUGUGAUGCUGUUUGUGUUUUCAUGUAGGAGGAUACUCUCCAAAAUGACAUAUACAUUUGGCCGCCCAAAAUUCUUAGUUUUUGCAAUGAUCCGAAUACAUCAUAGUUGUAUAUUUUCAAUACAUUAUAUCCCAGAUUUAAUUCCCAACAAUAGCAAAAGUGGACAGAAAGUUCAGAGUCUGCUGUUGUGUCUAAAAAUGAUAUGUGAUGUUUGUGGUCACAGGGUCUUUGUCUAUGUGCCUCCGUAGUGAUGUCACACUUUUAUCUAAUUAAUACUUGUGAAAAAUGAUCACCACUAAAAUGAGUGCCAAUUGUUCCCUAUAUAUCCCUGUAUAAAUAGAUGCGUACGUUCUAUAUAAACAAGCAAUAGAAUGUUUAGUGCUGACGUAAGUCUUAAGUCUCUAAGUAAAAAGAAACAUCAUUAAAACUUUAUCCAGGCUUAAAAAUCUGUGUGAUUUAUAUGUCUGUUUAUAAUCCUAGACUCAUCAUUCUGCAAGAUCUUUAGAACUUACUAGAUCUUUCAUGUUACGUGAUGAAUAGGAAACCUUGGGAAAUGUUGUACAUCUCCUUCACUACAGACACUCGUAUCCAGCAUAUCCAGACUCUGGAAGAAUUUAACAAUGUAGCUGUCACCCAUGAGCGAAAACUUGUGUGUCCAUAAAAUAUGACUGUACCCACCAUCAGCAACAUGUGUAUGAUGUCUGUGAUAUUUUCAAUGUCUUUGUCAGGUUUAUGUUUCAAUUUUGCUUCAUGGUUUUCGUUCGAUUUUUGUGACAUGACAAACUUCGGUAAAUUGUGUAAAAAAAAUCUCAAGUCAUCCAACACUCAUUACUUCCACAUGACGUUUCUACUGAUCUCGUUUCUUACGGAUUUUGUAUGUGUUUCAGCUGUGUAUUGAAGACAAAUUAAACUGUAUA